Messenger RNA from Nerophis lumbriciformis (worm pipefish), 2803 nucleotides. RefSeq names its product heart- and neural crest derivatives-expressed protein 1-like. Lineage: Eukaryota; Metazoa; Chordata; Actinopteri; Syngnathiformes; Syngnathidae. Gene Ontology annotation, molecular function: DNA-binding transcription factor activity, RNA polymerase II-specific; RNA polymerase II transcription regulatory region sequence-specific DNA binding; protein dimerization activity. The record is from RefSeq and is a predicted model, not a curated record. Gene Ontology annotation, biological process: heart development; regulation of transcription by RNA polymerase II.
UUGACUUGUUUACUUAUGUCAAACGGCUAAAAUACGCCAGAAAUGGAUAAUUGUGGAGAGAGUGUUUUACAUUUUUCCCAUCAUGCACUCUAAUAGAUUUAAAUGGGGGUAAUUUUUUUUAUGGUGUUUGGACGUUUUUCAUAAUAUCCACAAUGUUCAGUGAGCAGGUUGUGUUAUGUGUGACCAUGUGUGUUGACCUUUAUGUUAGUUUUUAUUUUUUUAUUUUCUACAUCAUGACUAGGGAAGGUUGUUUGGAUAGUGGCAUAUAAGUGAAUGCUGUGCUAUUGUUCAAAAGUACCCCCAAGGGUCAUUGAUUUGAUUAAUUCACAAUGUCCACAAAAUGGCAACAAAUAUGGAUCAAUCAGUGACCGCCUGGUAAUUAAUAUUGAUUUGAAAGCCAUGCUUUGUUGAGCUCAAGACAUCUUGCGGGCCAAGAUGAAGAGGCUGGCAGGGCCGCACUUAGCCCAUGCUCUGCAGUUUGGACACCCCUGGAUUGCACAAUGUGACAAGUAUUUUAUAGAACAUUAUUAUGACCAAAAUUGACCAACUAAUAACGCAACAUUUAAGGUAAAUGUGUCCCAUGUCAUACAAUGCUCACAUACUAUAGAUGAGCCUAUGUUGAACUGAAUGAGAAUGAUCUUCCAUCCAUCCAUUUUCUACCGCUUGUCCCUUUAUGUUGAUUAUGCAAAAACCGAUUGAGGCAAAAUUAAGUGCAUUACUUGGCUGCAACCAGCAGAGGUGCUGUUGAUUCAGUCUCAACUAGGUUGCUUUUCGAAGAAGGACAACAUGACAUUUUUACUACAAGAAAUAGUGUUGAGUAAUAACCAAAAACAACCUCAUAAUUGGCUAUUUCCGCCUGAGACCCAGCAUCUUUGUUGUUGGUGUAUUUCUUUUCUCAGUUACUCAUCUUGAGGAAGAAAAAAAACAAACAGCUAUUUUCGCAUAACACCAAUGUCCACUGCACAGGACGUUGGUUCUUAGGAGGUUAUUCUAAGUGAAAUCUAGCAAAAACAAUAGAAAAAGUCGUAAAAUUCAACGUUGAGCCGCGCUUUACAUGCCUGCUAAUGACCACAAACACACAUAAAAAGCUUAGACGAGGCGGUUACGGAGCGCGUUGCAUUUUAUGUGUCUUUUUACAUUCCUCCAUCUCCUCACUGUCACCUUCCUGCAGCGCAUUCCAGCAGGCCGUCUGUUAUCUUUAUUGGCUGCGGACGGGCAGAAUUACAGCAGCCGCAGGACAGUUCCUUGGAGGAUCAGAAAGACAGACGCAAAGCCCUUAUCAAUGGCCCGCUGAAUGAAAUAUACGGAAAGGAGAGAUGAUCCGCUGGACGACGUCGUUGAUAGCGAGAGUGGCCUCGAAGCGACACCCACGGAGAGCAGCAGCAGCAUCAGCCCGGCCGACAUGAACCUGAUCGGGGGCUACCAGCACCACCACCACCUCAUGCACGAACCCUUCCCGUUCGUGCAGCGCUGCCACCAGGACGCGCCUUACUUCCAGAGCUGGGUGCUCAACCACGGCGAGGUGCCGCCGGACUUCCAGAUCCAGGCUCCCUACGCGGCCGGGGAGCUGGCGCCGGCCGCGGCGCACGAUGCCCGCUUGGAGGGCCUCCAGGCGGGGAUGGCGAAGCGGCGAGCGUCGGGGCCCAAGAAGGAGCGCCGGAGGACGGAGAGCAUCAACACGGCGUUCGCCGAGCUGCGGGAGUGUAUCCCCAACGUACCGGCGGACACCAAACUGUCCAAAAUAAAAACGUUACGCUUGGCCACAAGUUACAUCGCCUACCUGAUGGACGUCCUGGCCAAGGACUCUGGAGAGACUGAGGGCUUUAAGGCCGAAAUUAAGAAAUUUGAGAACCGGGAUCUGAAAAGGAAGAGAGAGAUGAAUGAAGGCCCACAGGACUCCUUCGCUGCCGAGAAGAAGGUAAAGGGCAGGACCGGGUGGCCACAGCAGGUUUGGGCUCUGGAGCUCAACCAAUAACGUAAAAAACAGACAAAACCACUUGACUGUACGUGAACGCAUCAUCUGUUGGAUCCCGCAGAAAAAAAGUAAAGACAAAAGACUUUUCCCCUCUUCUUCUGGUGUUUAUUAAAUGUAUAAUAUUUAUCCCCUCCAUGUUGUCGUCUUGGUGUCGCAAACAUCCAUUGCAAAAACUAUAUUUGACACUAAGCUUAAAUUAUGGAAUAAAGUGGCGUGGAAGUGCAUUAGUAUAUGUUGUAAAAUGAGAAAUUUAAAUUAUUUUUUUCCAGGUGCAGAUUUUGUUUGUUGUUGCUUUUGCAUUUUUGUUAAUGCUGCAUCACAUUUUACUGUAUUUUUUGCAAAAUAAUUUGAAGCUUUUCUUGAUUUUUUUUAAAUUAUCCAAUGGUUACAAAAUUUGUGUUGGAACGAAAACUUUGUUUCAUAAGUCAGGAAUGACUGGUUAUUGAUUUUAAAGGUAAAUGCAAAAUAUAUUAUGGCAAAUCUGGGUCAAAGUUCAUUAACCAAAUAGCAGUAAUUUAAUUGGCCAUAAUAAACAUUGACUUUUUGUGUGAAGCCAUAUUGAGGCAUAAUCAUAUAUUUUUAGUGGCUGAACAAAUGUUAAAUAUGUGUAAUUAUAUGUUCUUUGUUGUUGACUCAAUCUACCUCAAAGCUUAUAUCCUGAAUAGACACAUGAGAAUGUCCCACUUGACGCACAGCAGCCUUUCACUCCAAAAAGGGCAAACGCAGAAACAAAAACAUUUGAUUAAAUGGUUUAUUAUGUUAAAUGUGGAUGAAAUGUACAUUAGAUGUGAAGCUAUUAUAUAGAGGUCCGUAAAUAAAUGAAUUAUU